Molecule: messenger RNA, 1063 nt
Organism: Colletotrichum phormii
Lineage: Eukaryota; Fungi; Ascomycota; Sordariomycetes; Glomerellales; Glomerellaceae
Exons: 1
Coding region: 201-803 (200 amino acids)
Source: RefSeq, a predicted model, not a curated record
UGGACUUCGCACGCCUCUCUACGUUGAAGGAAGGGGGAAAGAGCGUGUCGGUGCUCAGGAGCCUGAGGCAUCUUGGCAUGCCAGCAGCUGAGAUGAGUCUUGUUGAAGAUACCUUAGAGUGAGAUCCCAUAGGCCGUGGCGUAGGAGUCUAGUCCACCUUCCCUCACAACGCUCGGAUGCGCCACUAAACCCGCACCAAUAUGUCAUAUCAUCUUAAGAAUGUGUUGUUCUUACGAUUCCGCCUUAAACAGGCAGUCUUUUCCCCUUUCCCCACCAGGUGGCUGACCUUUGACACCUUCAUAUCUCAGCGGGCUCGAAUCUUAGAUCUCAAAACUCUAAAGAACGUCCUGAGACUAUUGCACGAACGGCUCCUAGCGUCCCUCCCUCUCAAGAUUCAUUUGUCUACCUUAGUACACACUUCGGUCCUUUUGUCACAAAAAGGCUGGACAUGGCUAAAUAAAAGGGGUCACAGAGGCAAUCCGUGGUCACAGCGCCCAAUCCUUCCUGCUCGUUUUCAUUACGACUCACUAGCCUCUCUCUCUUUUUUGUUAUUACAUACCUACUGUUGUGGUACUCCGAGUGACAUAGCUAAUAGCCAAGGGCCGCAUGAGGACAGCAGGAGCAGGAGCAGUAGUGAAGUGCCAUGCGGCUUUGGCUGCUCUGCGUUUUUCCUGUCGUGUCUCCCGUCCGAAACAGGAACCUGGUUUUGUAGUUCUGCACUCCUGCAGUCGCAUUGCAUGGGAUCGACAAGUGACUUCACCACAUUUGAGCGGUUCCCCUUGCCACGGCUCGGCCGCUGUUGAGGAUUGAAUACGGUUGGUAUUUGCCGGAAUGAGACGGCCAUCUCGUUUGGGUAGCUUGCAGCAAAGAAGUGAAUUAAAGUAGACACGUUGGGCUUUCAGCUUCUUCAAGAGUCCAACCCAACACGGGGGUUUCUGCAAGGAGUGCUUCGUCAAGUAAUUUGAUUCUAGUGUUGUAACUGUGUUGAAUCUCAUUAUUCUCAGCCUUUCAGGUGUGGAUUAGCCACUGCAACUGCACGACGCAGAUUGGAGGAUAUUUCUGG